CAUCCUGUUUGCAGACAUGCAGCUUGGCUUCUGUAACAAGUGAGCAUUCAUUACGAUGCGUUUGUCACUGGGAUAAUUGUUCCUGCCGCAGCUGCCUCCACCGGGACCGGGGCUCUGUCGGUGUUUUUGCUCAGUAGUGCGCUACGGUCUGUGAGCUGAUGAAUGGCGGCACCCGCCCGGAAUACGCAAGCGCCGUAGGUGCUCCAGAGUUUGCCUUCCUGACAAAUAUUCUUCCCAAUUGUGGCCUCGGCUUGUAGGAGGUUUCGGAGCAGGUGGAAAGGAAAUAAACAAGCGACCGUAUUAAGGGUGGAGCUGCUGUGAUCUGAGGCACCAUCCCUACAUGCCUGUACCAGUCUAAGGACUCCAGUAGUAGCUUUUAACCACCACCUCCACACUACCACAGAACCAUAGGGUCCAACCCUGGCCUCUGCUCUGAGGAACCACCUAACCACCCUCCACACACAUAGAUGGUUCUAGAAGAAGCACUGAGCUGCUUGUCUCCCACACGACGGCAGACGAUGCGUUUUGCCUAAACCCAUCCCCCCUCUUCCGCCCAACCAAUCCGAGGCAGUCAUGAAUCCCCAGGAGGCGGAGUUAGGCCAGGAACUGAGCGAGGACAUGGAAGCCGACCUGCCCCCUCCUCAACGCCGUCGCCACGACAACAACACUGGCACAAACAACAGGCGACCCCGGCAGCCUAGCAACCACAGUAGUGAAAACAACAACCACAACCACGCUGCUCCGCGCUACAGGAGGUAUAAUGAGGCCCCUGGUGCAGGUGGAAGCAGGAUCAGAGGGGCCCCACAGCGGAGGUCAACAGAGGAGCCAGAGGCAGAGCUGCACCAGGGAGCCCAGUCUACUCCCCAGCAGCCCCAGCCUCAGCCCCAGCCUCAGCCCCAGCAGGCCCAGGGUCAGUCUCAGCCCAUCCCGCGACCUGCAGUGACACGUUACCGCAGACAGGGGGACAGUGAGGCCAAGCUCAGAGCACAGCAGCAGAGACACACACAGAGACAGCAGAGAGAGGCUGAGAGGGCGCAGCAACAACAACUAACCCCACCAGCCCCACAGCCUGUUCACACUCUACCCCCACAACGAGAUGAGCCGGAGGAGGCUGAGGGGGAGAGAGAGGGGGAGAAAGAGAGGGUGAGAGAGGGGGAUGAUUCUGCAUUAGCUUGUUCUGCCAGCAGGGAGAGCGGUUUCCACACACACACAGACCAGGCGGAGGGCGACGCCGUCAUGGCUCUAGAUCCUGAGGCGGAGGACAAGGGCGGUACCUACAUGGUGACGCUUCGCCCAGAGGCAGAGGGAUACACAGAGAGUGCUGAGUCAGAGCAACAACACAUCCACCCCCACCCCAACCUGAACCUCAACUACCCCCCUCAGCCCCCUCCCUUACCCCGGGAACCCCUACCAGACAUUGGGAGAGUCCCCAGUCAGGAGGAGGCAGAGGAGGCCCUGAACCCUGGAGGUUACUCCAAUUACGUCUACACCCAGCCUCUCUAUCAUCGUGGGGGAGGGUCCAGCGGAACAGGGGGGCGGGACAGCAGCGUGGAGGAAGGGGUGGAGCCAGAAGAUGAGGCGUAUUCCGAAGCCUACGACUACUCCCUGACAGAACAUGUCUACGAGGAGAUCGGUGAUGCUCCCUCUCCCUCCGCAAAGGGGGCAGAGCCUACGGAUGCCAAUGAGAACCUCCAGCAGAGGAAGGCGGGGUUCCGUCUGUUCGAGGGGCGGGACGGAGGCGGGGACUACCGACAGCAGGAGGCGGUGGGGUCACGGCUCCACCACUAUGAUGAACGCUCGGACGGGGAGUCAGACAGCCCGGAGAAGGAGGCAGAGUUUGCUCCGUACCCACGGGCAGACAGUUGCGACCAGGAUGGUGAAGAGGACAUCGACAUGAUCGUAGCCGAGGUCAGAGAGAGUCUCAGCUCUCAGAGUCUGGAGAGAGCUGUUGCCGAGCUAGGGGAGGGAGGAGAGGAUGAAGACAUGAUGGAAGGAGGAGAGGAAGAGGAGGGAGAGUGGCCCGAAUCCGAACACGCUCACAAUUCUCAAUCCGAUCCCCCCACAGACUCCACAUACCCCAAGGGAGAGAUAGAAGGACAGGGAGAUGAGAGUGAAGGAGAGAGCAUCCCACCCCCAGCAGACAGUCCCUCUGAGGACUGGUCUGGGGUUCGUAACAGUCGUGAGAAGAGAGACGCCAUCUCCCUGGCCAUAAAGGACAUCAAGGAGGCCAUAGAGGAGGUGAAGACCAGGACGGUGAGGUCCCCCUACACCCCUGAUGAACCUAAAGAGCCCAUCUGGGUGAUGAGACAGGACCUGAGCCCCACCACUGAGUGCUGUGACCUGCAGCCCUCACUAGGGGGCGACUCUCCAGGCUCAGACUCUCAGGCCUCUCCUCAGGGGGCGGGGUCUUCCAUCCGGACGCCCAUGCUCGAGGGGAGUGACAGCUUCGAGUCUCCACCCCCCUCCACUAAAGAGUCCAGGAGAAACCUCGCCUCCUUCCCUACCUAUGUAGAAGUCCCAGGUCCGUGUGACCCAGAGGACCUGAUCGAUGGGAUCAUCUUUGCUGCUAACUACCUGGGCUCCACCCAGCUGCUGUCUGACAAGACCCCGUCCAAGAAUGUCCGCAUGAUGCAGGCCCAGGAGGCCGUCAGCCACAUCAAGCAGACUCCAGAGGGUGAGGCCCAGCCCAUGACGGAGGUGGAUCUCUUCAUCUCCACCCAGAGGAUCAAAGUCCUCAACGCUGACUCACAGGAGACCAUGAUGGACCACCCCCUGAGGACCAUCUCCUACAUCGCUGACAUCGGCAAUAUCGUGGUUCUGAUGGCGAGACGCCGUAUUAUGCCCCGCCCAGACUCAACGGACAGCGUGGAGGUGUCUGAACCUGACCAGGAGGAGAAACAAAGCCAGUACAAGAUGAUUUGCCAUAUCUUCGAGUCGGAGGACGCCCAGCUGAUAGCCCAGUCUAUAGGCCAGGCCUUCAGUGUGGCAUACCAGGAGUUCUUGAGGGCUAACGGCAUCAACCCAGAGGACCUGAGUCAGAAGGAGUACAGUGACCUGCUCAACACUCAGGACAUGUACAAUGAUGACCUCAUACACUUCUCCAAGUCUGAGAACUGCAAAGACGUUUACAUUGAGAAGCAGAAGGGUGAGAUUCUGGGCGUGGUGAUCGUGGAGAGUGGGUGGGGCUCCAUCCUGCCCACGGUCAUCAUCGCCAACAUGAUGCAUGCUGGUCCGUCUGAGAAGUCUGGUCGUCUGAACAUCGGAGACCAGAUCAUGUCCAUCAACGGGACCAGUCUGGUGGGACUACCCCUGUCUACCUGCCAGACUAUUAUUAAGGGUCUGAAGAACCAGUCUUGUAUCAAGCUGAACAUCGUCAGGUGUCCUCCCGUAACCACGGUGCUCAUCAGACGACCUGACCUCAGAUACCAGCUGGGCUUCAGCGUACAGAACGGCAUUAUCUGCAGCCUUAUGCGAGGGGGCAUCGCUGAGAGGGGAGGGGUCAGGGUCGGCCACCGCAUCAUCGAGAUCAACAGCCAGAGCGUAGUGGCCACGCCUCACGAGAAGAUCGUCCACAUCCUGUCCAACGCCGUGGGAGAGAUCCACAUGAAGACGAUGCCAGCUGCCAUGUACCGCCUGCUAACUGCCCAGGAGCAACCCGUUUACAUCUAGAACUGACCUCACCCUCUGACCCCUGACAUCCAACCUCACCCCAUGAUUACCUCACCCCUGACCCUUCACCUUUGACCUCUUAUCCUGACCCCUGACCCCAAGCAUCAUUGCACCCUCUGUGUCUGAGCAAUUCCUCCCCCUCUCCCCAAACCCCAGCUCACCAUUGGAGAAUGAAGCUUCUAAAGCCUUACGAGUGGACCUAUCAUGUGCUCUGGAUUACUCUCCAAGCCGAUUGUCCCGAGGGUCAUUUCCUGCCCUUUUCUCUCAUCUCUCUCUCUCUCUCUCUCUCUCUCUCUGUCUCUUUCUCUCUCUCGGUCUCUCUCUCUCUCUCUG
This is a messenger RNA of Coregonus clupeaformis (lake whitefish), 4002 nucleotides long. Its product is annotated as amyloid-beta A4 precursor protein-binding family A member 1-like. The record is from RefSeq and is a predicted model, not a curated record. Lineage: Eukaryota; Metazoa; Chordata; Actinopteri; Salmoniformes; Salmonidae. Gene Ontology annotation, cellular component: plasma membrane; cytoplasm; dendritic spine. Gene Ontology annotation, molecular function: protein binding; amyloid-beta binding. The transcript is spliced from 13 exons. Gene Ontology annotation, biological process: chemical synaptic transmission. The coding region runs from base 574 to 3669 and encodes 1031 amino acids.